ACAACAAUCACAACAAUCUCAACUUUUGUUUGAGAUUAUAUUGCAUCAUUUUUUGUGAUUGUUGGUGGGACCUACCUAAAACAAUGCAUGCAUUGUUUUUGUUUUACACUUUGGCACUUCCAAACAUUGUAUUGUGCAUAAUACAUGUAUUCAACAAACACAACUUUAACAAUCACAACUUCCAAACCCAAAAUAUAGAGACUUGGAUGAAAAAGAAACAUAAGACAUGUUUUAUGCUUUAGACAUAAUUAAGUGUUAAGUUAAACGUUUGUUUUUUUCUUUUGUAUUCAAACUUCGGACAGACUAUUGGAACAGUGUGCCUGAGAUCGGCAUGUUAGGAUGACCUUGAAUUAUUAUUAUUUUUCCAUGAUAUUUUCAUAUUCCUAUUUAGCCGAGUUAAUUCGCAAUCUAGAAAGUCAUUUUGUUUAUAGUCAACUUCCCAAGAUAAUUGUUGAUUGUUUUUGUCAAAAUAAACAUGUUAUGUUAUGAUGCACAAUUCAUAUCUCUUGUUUUCUCUCUUUCUUUAUAAGGAUUAGCAAGCAUAAAGUUUUGAUAGAUGCCAAACUUAGAUUUUUCAAAACAUCACUUCUAUAUACAAGGGGUGUGGGCAAUGGGGUUGGGUGGGUUUUGGUUUUAAAUUGACCCACCCGCUUACUAGCGAGUUAGAAUAAUUAUGAUGUUGGUAUCGUUCAAUUAUCGGAGUGAUUGCGUUCCGCUUACGGCCGGAACAAACUAGUUUGAAAGUUGUGUUUCGGCUUAAUAAUUCUGAUGCUGCUUCUUAUUCAUUUCAGUCCUUAUAUAGAGAACUGAUAACCUAGACCUGAGAUCGGGUUACAAUCAACCAACUCCCGCAUCUCCUACGAUUAGGUAGAUCACACGAUCGUAUCUCUACUAAUCCUAAGCAAAACAAAUCAAAAAACAAAUCCCAAAGGGAAGACCGACUGCAGCAACACCGACCUGCAUGACUAAUAAUAAUCUAAGCCGAGAUUCUCUAGCAGCAACAGUCUGACGCGGCAAAGCUUGAGCUACUCCUAGCCACGUGAAUGAUCACCCUCCUCUGCAUGGACUCCUUCCUCCUCAUGGGCCGUAAGCUGACUCACUCCUACUAUCACCCUAGAAAAUGGCCAAGUGAAAUCACUUCCUAAGGCGUAGUAUAGUAGGUUUGGGUUUUAAUGUCAACCCGGGUCCUAGAUUUGAUGACUACUCGGUGAAUUCUUGUUAUCUAGCAAUGAAACUUUAAUGCAAGUCUAAACUAACAAACAAGCAAAGCAAGUAAACGGUUGUUUUCAGGUUAAGAGAGGUCACCCGGAUAUGGUUCCCCCUAGACUGCAGUUAAGCCGGAUUGCAAUUACCAAGUUCAGUUUCUAUGAUAGUUAUACUGCGGAAGGUUCUUAAGCAGUCUGAAGUCUCGACUAAAGGUCUCCAAACCCUCUCAAUCUGAGUCUCUAGCGGGCGACUAACCUCCACCGGAGUAGACAGAUUGAGGCCCUAACGAACAAAACCUCCACUACCGAAGAGAAUUCGGUACAGAAUAGUGAGUUGGCUCCUCGACUAAAGUCACCAACUCCCUACCUUCAAUCAAUGAUGCUCUAUCAACCUAGGCAUAUAUUCUCAUUCUAGGUUAAAGCAGAAACAACAGGAAUUUGAUCAGGAUUCAUGCCAUUCAAUCAUUCAAACCUCAAUUGAAUAUAAUCAAAUCAUAGAAUCAGUACUUGGGUUCAUACAAUCAAACCUAACAUACAAAUCUAGGGUUUCCCAUACCCAGAUGAAUGGGAGAACUACUCCAUGGAGAAAGAAGCAAAAGCAUAUUCAGACGCGGAAAUCAUACUGUGAAGGAUGGAUUUCUGCUCCUGGACGUUGAUCGGCACUCCUCCAAGCUCAAGCUCAAGCCAAGCUCCAAUGGUGAUGAAGAUCAAGCUAGGGCACUUGGGGACUCUUGUUCAUCGCUUUCUCUCUCUAGGAAUCGCUCUGUCUCUCUAAAACUCGAAUCCCCUUCUGUUUUGGCUGAAAUCUGCCUAAAAGGGAAUCACUGGGCAAAACACGGUCGAGGGCACGGCCGUGUUCUGCUCCAGCCCGCCCGUGCCCUUGCCAAGUGUUAAAUACAUGGCCAGACUUUUGGGGAAAACACGGGCGUGCUUUUGGUGUACACGGUCGUGUUCUGUCUCAGUCCUGCCCGUGUUUUGAACUAGUGUUUUCCAAACUCAGAUCAAGUCUCGGCAGUAAAAGCACGGUCUAGGAACACGGCCGUGUUCUGAUUUAGGCGUGCCCGUGUUUUGGCUCCAGCUCGACCGAAUGACUUCCGAAUGCCCCGAAACUCGUGCUUAGCCUUUCCUUCGACGUCUGGGACCUGAAAUAUGACAAAGUAGCACAACCCGGCGUAAAAUAGGCAAAAAAUACACGACCAUGCCCCUCAAACGGAUAAGAACUAGGGGUGGAAAUAUGUGCAAUUACAUCGUUAUCAAAUUCCCCCACACUUAACCGUUUGCUUGUCCCCAAGCAAACCAAGUCAGACACAAGGUAAGCUCAAAACGUUUCAAUCAAGCAUGCUUUAGGGCAUAUCAUAUCGGUACAAAAACGUGGAUCAUACUGGCUUUUGAUCAUUAACACAUGGACAACCUCAAUGACAACCUAGACAACCACCACGGAUGACAUUCGAAUGCAGUAAAGUCGAGCAAAGGAAGAGUCUCCCUUCUGUUCACCAACCAACAUAGACUUGACUCAACCACUUAUUCAAAACAGUCACUUCGUGCACAAAACUCAAGAUAUCAGAAUUAAGACCGAGCAAUCUAGGUCCUCACCGGGAUAAAGAGUAUAGAGAAUAUGAGAAAAUGAAUCACUCACUCUCGACCAGUGGGGUCAGGACAAUUUGAUGCGAAAAAUGCGCAUGCUUAAUCUCUCAAUCCCUAACAUCUCUUCAUCAUGAAUGCAACCUCUAAGUGCUAGAGUUCACAUAUGGGGUGUCACUAACUAAUCCGGAGGUCUUAGACACAGGUUCAGAUGACUGGCUAGGGUCUCGGACAUGGGGAAAAGGCCUUUUAGGUGGUGGAAGUAUUCAUACAGCACAAGGUUCCACAUAUCCAAACCCAACAAACUCGCAGUCAAUCAAACUAAUAACUUUCUUUCUGCUAUUCUACAUUACUCAAAUUAUUCAGAGCACAAGAGCGAAGGAGGUCACAUAAAUGCUAGUAUAUCUAAGCCAGAGUGCUAAGAAACACUACUUAAUGGG
Messenger RNA from Linum trigynum, 3226 nucleotides. NCBI's taxonomy places the organism in Eukaryota, Viridiplantae, Streptophyta, Magnoliopsida, Malpighiales, Linaceae. The record is from the annotation of a GenBank genome assembly.